UAGUAAACAAAGGGAUUUCAUGAACGAUUGCUAGCAAUCACUUUAUUUGUUGAUAGGAGAAGGGAUCGGGUGCGUGAUUUCCACGGUGGUUGAUGAACCUCUUACCUUAUCUCUCAGGCAAUACUCUUUCUCUCUAAACCUUCAAAUUUCGCAACUUUCGCCUCUUUCUUAUCUAAUGUUGUUUAUUUGCCUAACAUCAUCAUCGUCUGGAGAUUCCCAUGUUUUCUCAUUCUGUUUCUUGAUGUGUUCUUGUCUGAGGUAGAAAGUAUAGGUUAAACUCAAAGUUCAAAUUUUUCGAUUACUUAGGCGUCAAAUUUAUGAGCUUUGUAUGAAAAGCAAAUCCCUGAAAAAUUUUAAGCCCUCAAUUUUAAGGGAUACCAAAUUGGUAUAAAAGGGUUGGUUUUGUGAGGUGUAUAUAGCUAAGUUGGGAAAUCAUUGAUAGAAUUUAGUUCUUAAUCCCUUUUCCCCUCUCCAUAUAAUGGUAUCUAUAUUUUCCCUUAACCAUUGCCCUAUGUAAACCAUUUUGAUGCACCUGUAGGAGUAGUUCUUGUGUUAUAUUUGCAUAUGAUUUAACAUGGUCUCUCUGGGUUCCUUUUUUCUGCUAUUCUAGUUGCUUUUAGGCAUUUUUGUAGUUAGAAAAUGGAGCAUGACCUAAUAUCGAAUCUGCCGAAGACAAUCCUUCAUGACAUUCUGUCAAGGCUGCCUGAGAAAGAUGCUGCUAGGACAAGUGUUCUGUCCAAGGUGUGGGCGGAAACGUGGUUUACGUUUCCCAUCUUGUCUUUUUCUGAUACUAAAAUCAUAGGGACAUUUCCGCAGCCACAGGGUGAUUUUCUGAGGAAACGGAGAAACUUCGUUGAUCAUGUGAAGAGAACAUUGCUAAGGUUCUGUGACCAGGACUUAGCAAUCAAAGAAUUUAAGCUCAUUAUCAACUGUUUUGACCUUCAGUAUAUGUCCCGGGAUGUUGAUUGUUGGAUGAAGUUGGCUAGUGAAAGCGGUGUUGGGGUACUAGAACUUUGUCUGCCUGAUGGCCCUGAGCAAGAUGAGGAAGGUCAGGACCGGUGCUAUAUCUUGCCAACAGGUAUCAUCGAAGCCAAAUCGCUUUAUAAGUUAGUGUUGAUGGGGGGAAUCAGAGUUGAUCAAGCAUUCCUGAAUCAUUCAGUCAAGUUUUUCUCAUUAAGAGUGUUGUCAUUGUGGCUCGUCCUAUUGGGAGAUGAACAGGCGAUUGAACAUCUCAUUUCUUGUUGUCCUUUGAUUGAACAUAUAACUUUGAAGUGCUGUUCUGUAUUGCACCAAGGUGGCGCAGGAGGUCUAGUUGGGUCCCAGACCUCAAGGAUGCAUUCUAUACGCAUGCUUGGUCUGCCAAAGCUUAAGGAAGUUGAUAUUCAAGGAAUUCAGGAGGUUAUCAUUGAUGCUCCAAGUCUAGAGUAUUUCUGUUUUUGUCCUGGUGGUGAUUUGAAUGCACCUUUUAAGAUGGACAUUGACAAGUGUAGAAAUUUGAGAGGGUUACACUUAUGGUCAUUGAAGAGCACUACUAUCACAGACAAGUGGUUUCUUGAUCUAUUUCCUAAAUUUCCUUUCCUUGAGAGUUUGAAAUUCGUCAAUUGCACAAUGUCCGAGACAAUUAAUAUUUCAAGUGCUAAAUUGAAGCUCUUGGAGUUAUCUAAUUGCUCCAACUUGAAGGAGGUCAACAUUGAUGCUCCAAAUUUAGUGUCAUGUGGAUAUUGUGGUGAUGGUGCUUCAAAACCUGUUAUAUCUUUUCUGAAAAGUUCUAGUCAAUUGGAAGUCAAUGUUCUGAUCCACAUUGAUUUUAUGGAUCUUGGUAACUUGAGGGAAUUCAUCCAAAACUUCAAACCUCAAAAUGUUUUGGCGUCACUAUCCCUGUUUAUCCACCAGCCAAUUGUAGACGAAUUGAACUUAGAUGUCUUGCAAGUUUUGUCCACUCCACCAAGCAUCAAACAUUUGGACCUCCGUGCUGUUCCAAAAAAUAAAACUUUGUAUCUGCCUCUUGUCAAUAGUUUGCUUUCAAGUUGCUGUCCUGCAACUAUUUCGUUGAGCUUGCAUUCUUUUUUCUGCAGCAGAGCAUUCAUUGAGUUUUUCUAUGAAACACUUAUGAGAAGAAAAGAAGAGGAGUGCUUUUGCAGUUCUGGUCAUACAAAGUGUUGGUGGCAUGACUUGAAGGAUGUCAAAGUCUCAACCUCUACAAAAACCAAUGAGAAUGUUGAUUUCAAGACCAUGUUAGAUGCAUUGCCAACUUUUUCACCUCAGGAAAAUAUUAGCUUUAGGUUGGAAUUGUAAGAUUGUUAUCAACUGAUAGACUGCUUAUGUAGAAGUUUGUUGAUACAAAAUAAUAUGAACAUCCUUCUUGUUCUAUUUCUGACUUUAGCCAAAGCUCUUGUAUGCAAGCCAAGAAACUGGGUGAAAUAUAAAUAGGUU
Messenger RNA from Cajanus cajan (pigeon pea), 2433 nucleotides. Lineage: Eukaryota; Viridiplantae; Streptophyta; Magnoliopsida; Fabales; Fabaceae. The record is from RefSeq and is a predicted model, not a curated record.